Messenger RNA from Xenopus laevis (African clawed frog), 5646 nucleotides. Its product is annotated as glutamate-rich protein 3. The record is from RefSeq and is a predicted model, not a curated record. Lineage: Eukaryota; Metazoa; Chordata; Amphibia; Anura; Pipidae. The transcript has 10 exons. Bases 1875 to 4007 code for a protein of 710 amino acids.
ACAGAGAAGGAAUGUUCUGGGCACACGAUAAGCUACAAACAACAAAUUCCCCUUUAAUGAUUCCAGGAGCACAAUCUCGGCUCAAAGAAACAAUGGCGAGAAUACAUACACAGAUGAGUUUAGAUGUUAAAAAAAUGCAGUAAAUAGCUCAAUCCCCUGAGUAAACCACAAAACGUUUCCCUAAGCACUGUAAUCUUCCAAAAAACAUUUGUGACUUGCGUAGAUAUGCUCAUUGCCGCAUUAGGCAGCAGCCAUUAUUCAUGAAGCCUGAGGCAGCCGUUCACACAUACAAACCGACAAAACUAUGGCAUCUCCUAGCAGCGAGCAAUUGAUGUGACAGCGGCACCUCAGGCCCUAUUUAAAUGAACGAGAGGCAAAUGAGUUGACAAAAUCUACAAUGGGGAUAAAUUAUACGGGCCCUGUGAAGGCUACACAAACCUGAACCUACAUAGAGAUGCUCUGAGCAGCCAGUGUUGUUGUAAUACAUGUAAUUAUAGCAGAAAACAUUUUAAUUAAGAUCAAGUGAUUUGUUCAGUUUGGAAACUUCUGAUAAGAUCAAAGCCAGUACUGACCAAUUAGACUACCUUUGUCUAUGCUGAUGUUGGGGUGCACAGGUAGAAUUGGGAGUAGGCACCUGGUUUAAUCCCCCCCCCAAGUAUUUGCCCAACCUUCAAUGUUGCCCCCAGAGUGGGGAAAGCUACUCUUUUAUUAUUUGAACAAAGAUCCAGUGUUAUUAAUCUCAAUGUUGUAUAUUAAGUUCCCUACCAUUCAAAUCAAAAGCCUCUGCACAUCCCGCCAUUUACUACAUGGCGAUAUUGGUGUUUAUAUUUCUCAUUAGAAACAAUAUUACAUGCCAGUUAAAUUUUGGCACAGAUUUGGAAGAUUCCAGGGAUUUGAUUUCACCCGAUACAGAACUGACAUAAAUUAUUGACAUACAGAACCGCAAAGCAGCUGAAGUUGGACAUGUGGAUCCAAAUAGAGACCCCCAAGCCUAUAGUUCCACGCACAUUAGACAGGCACCUGGUUCUCUAUGGGACAUGAGAGAGACUUGAGGGAAGUGGAGCACAUCCAGCAACAAUGCAAGAGAACUGAAGCAAAGAAUGAGCCCUGGUGACACCUGUGCACCUUGGGCUCUUAGCAACGUCAUCCUUCUCAAGUCGGCUCAGGUGUGAGAGGCACCAGCAGUGGCAGUCAGGAGUGAGAAGCCCCACAGGUACAGCCAUGAGAAGGAACCUCAUUCUUGCCAAGAGGAGCAUGGGCAGCACAGGUACGUGGUUAGGUUGUGUGCGGAGCGAUGAGACGAAGAGAAUCAUGCCCUGUCUGCCCAGCGUGUAUCUCAAGUGCACCUCUAUGGUUAUGGACACGGGAAAUUUCAGGAUCGACUAUUCCUCACCAUACCUGCCCAAUAGACCCCAGAAUUCCUCUAUCAUUCCGCUUUCAAGAGGAGAUUUAGCGUCGAAGUCUGUGUCAAGAACGGGUACCAUCUCCGUUCCAGAGCAUCAGGUUAGUGGACCCAGCUCCAACAGAAUCAGAGACCGUUUCUUAUCUUUAUAUGGGUAGGUGCCACCAUAUUGUGCCCAUUAGAGUUAUGAGAGUACUAAUGGCACCCAUUUGCUCUUGCAAGCAUACCAGGAGAAGCCAUGGCAAGCAGCAUAUUUAUUCCUCCAAACACAAACAUUAUAUGCAGUUAUAUGGGUACCUCUUUAUCGAAAGCCCCCAAGCUAUAAUAGGGACCUCAACCUGCAGUAGUUCCAUUGCUCACACACUGACUCUUACUGGCUGUUGUGUCUGCUCCUUAGGAGCCAUGUUCAUGUAACAAGGAAGAGAAGGGCGAGCAGAAGCUAGCCUGUAAGAGGUCCAACGUCUCCAUAACCAUGCAGUACUUGGGAGCUGGCUUGUCUAUGGUCAACGAGAUCAUCAACCCAAAAGAUGAGCUGACCAUGUUCCAGCAAGUGUGCGGCGGGGAGAACAUCUGUGUGUACAAGGGAUACCUGACACCAGGAGAGAACUUUGAGUUCAUAUCGAGGCGCCACUACGGCUUCCCGUUCAGCGCCAGCCUGUAUAUUAAUGGCCUAAUAGCAACUCGGAUAAGCUCAUGUUGUGAGUACAGGUACCAUGUUGGAUUCCGGCAAGGCCAAAGGGGUUGCUUCCAAGUCACCCAGAUCAGUGGAGAAAAACCCUGUUACAGGUGUGUCGAGUCCCAUAAUCUCAAAGCAUUGCACCCGAAAGAAGUAAAGGACAACUCAACCGGUGGUUCUUGUAAAGACUCUGGCAAUACUGAGGACAAUGUUUACAGUGAAUCUGCGAGUAACGUGGAGGAGACGCUUGAAGGACACCAACAGUUAAAAGUAUGCAAGAUGAAUAGAAUGAAUGGCAAAUAUUGCCCAGUCGCCCCCAGUUCACGACCCAGUAAUGUUGAGGACAGCAAAGUUCCAGCUCCCAAUCAAAGGAGACGGCUGAAAAAGAAAAGGCCCCCAAAGCAAGAGUCGGAUUCUGAGCAGGAGAACGUUCUACAGGAGAGGAAUCAGGAAUCCAGGAAAGUAAAAUCACUCCGGGCGCAGAGGAAAGAACACCGAAAGAGUAUCAAGACAACUCCCCUGCAGUGCCAACUUGUGGAAAAUAGCAAAGAUAAGGGGGAUAAUGGAGUCACGGUGCCUAGAGUGCCCAAGCAAAAGGCUGUACAUGAACCUACUGCCAGCGGAACAACCCUAUGUGACGUGUUAAAGCCCCUUAGUAAUGAACCCCAUGUACCCCCGAAGCUUCACGAGGAACGCAUGGAAGCCAAAACUGUGGCUUGUGGAGAAUUAAUUAUGCAGCAAACAUAUUGUGGACACAUACGUUCAACAGUGGUAAGGAGUCCGAAAGCAGACAACAUCCCACUAAGUACGGAGGAUAGGCAGGUUCUGGAAGUAAUAUUGGAGCAGGAUAUUCAUGGAAAACUGGCAGCGGCAUUUGCCGAGGAGGAAGGGAUAUGCUCAGAGGUGGAGCUGAGUGACUCCAGCGACAGCAGUGAAAGUCGCAGCCUUGCCGAACUUAAAGCAGAAGGGACGUGUGAAAGCCAAGAGGUUACUAAAUCCUUACCAGAGGCUGCUCAUUCCGACGCCCCACGAGAAUCUCAGGAGGGGGAAAGAUUGUUCGAAUUGCCGGCGACUGAUACUGCUUCUCAAAUCUCAGAAGCACCAGAAGAUGAAGACAGAAAUGCUCUUGUCAAUCAGAUUACGGAUCUGAUUGCUGUGCUUGAGCAUUGUGAUGAGGUGGAGCAGCUUGUGCUCAGAAACACAGGGAUGACGGACCAUUUGCUCCAGUCUCUGGCAGGAGCUUUAAUAAAGAGCGAGUCUGAUGUGCAAACCAUAAACCUGAAUCUAAAUGAUCUGGGCCCGAGGGGAGCAGAAGAUAUUGUCCAUGUUUUGAAGGCAAAACCUACUGUCAAAAGUCUCCUGUUAUAUGGGAACCAUUUAGGAGAUGAAGGAAUCAGGACACUGAUGGAGGGGCUCUCGGCUCUGUAUGGUCCCUACUGCGGCCUGCAAGGAGAAACAGCAGAGCUAUUUCCAGCCGAAUACAACAACCUUACUGAACUGGACAUAGGAGGGAACCACAUCACUGCUGACGGACUGGGAACUGUUGCAGCCUUUUUAAGACUGGACCCUCCACUUAAAAGCCUGGGCUUAGCCCACUGUGCCACUGAUGGCUGGAAGGACUGGGAGGAAGUAUGUGAUGCACUGAGGACCAAUACGAACAUUAACAACAUCUUAUUGGAUGAGAACGACCUUGGGGACAAAGGGGCCCAACUUCUAGCUGAAGCCAUCAGAGUCAACACCAGCCUGAUUACUAUAGAUCUGGAUGGCAACGGUAUUGGAGAUAAAGGGGGAGAAGCACUUGCUCUGAGUAUAAACUGGAGCAGGGCCUGUGCCCUUCAGAAUAUCAGUUUAGAUGAAAAUCCUAUUGGUGAGGAAGCCUUGGACAGGAUCAGAAAAGCCAUCAUUGAGCGACAAAAUGUAGAUGCUUAAUACAGGGUAAUACUUAUACCGAUAUAAUUUUAUGGUAUCUCUCUGUACAGGCUAUGAGCAAACUUCGGGGACUGUUCCUGCUGAAUUGUGCUUAGUACAGGGGAAUACCUAUGCUGCCAGUGUUUUAUGGCAUCUAUCUGUACAGGCUAUGGGCAAAUAUAGGGGGCUGUUCCUACUGAAUUGUGCUUAGUACAGGGGAAUACCUAUGCUGCCAUAAUUUUAUAGUAUCUCUCUGUACAGGCUAUGAGAAAAUUUAGGGGGUGUUCCUGCUGAAUUGUGGUUAGUACAAGGGAAUACCUAUGCUGCCAUAGUUUUUUGUAUUUAUACACAUAGGUGAGAACUGCCAUAUAGUUUCCUUUAGACACGUGGCACCUUCCUACCCAUAUGUAUAAAUAUAGGAAGGAAUGGUCUGUGCUAACAAUACCCUAUUACCCUCAUACUCUACAUGCAAGCUUCUUUUUCUGCACUGGCAUAAUAUAUAUCCCUUUCUGUAAAGCAUCUGCCAGCUAGUAAAAAUACUAUGGAGUAGCACAUUGGUGGUGGCAUUGGGCAAUUAGGCCUAAUAGUGUAGCACUAAGCACUCAUUACUUAUACAUAUAUCUGUUCAGACUGCUUAAAAAGCAAAUUUAGAAUACAAAGAGCUAGCAAUCAGUAAGCAACCAGAGCAUCCAGCAUUAAUGAACCCAAAUGACAGGAACAAUAUAGGUUACAGGCCUUUUCUGCAGCAAAAAGAAGUUCUUCCUCGGUCACCCAACUUCCAUUACAGUCUCACUUUUUUUUUUGCAUUUAGGGGCUAGAAGAAAGGAAGGAAAGAAAGUGUAUGAUAGGAAGAGAAAAAGAAGUGAGCCUGGGGGGGGGGGUCAUUAGCUUUAAACAUUCCAUGUAUGUUUGAUUGGUUCCAGGAUAGUGCAAAUAUUCUUCUUCAGCAUUUUCUACUCUGCAUAUUCUACGGCCACAGAAGAGACAGCUUUUAUUUAUUAAGGGACUUCCUGGUGGUACUGUGUUGGUUCCGAUUUUGGAGCUGGCCAACGCUUUCACCAGUUAGGAAGUCAGAACCAUUAAAGAGAUUGUGCAUCAAUGUACUGUUGCAGAUGGUCCAGUAAGCUGUUGACUUGGUCUGAAGUGGAAAUGUAUAGGCUUUUAUUAGCCUGUAUAUGGCCACCUUAUGGCUUACACUUUGGGUAUCUGAACAGCGCAAGUUUAAUCCCUCUCCCCAGUUCCACUCCUGUAUCCGUGUAACAUAAGUGCUAAAUACCGAUACCCAUGGUAACGGUGUAUAGAUUUUUCAACCACCUUCACUCUGCCUAGUUUAACCCCAUUAAUUGGCAAUGGCAUUAAUUAAUGUCUGGUGUAUUUCUGAUAAAAGGAGACUUACAGUGAAGACUUCAAGGCUCCGCAGUGAAGCUCUGGGAAAGGCUGGCUGGCAAUGCUCUGGAAGAGAUCCAUGGGCUGUAUUGGGAAUGAAUAAAACCAGAUUCUUGCCAUUGCUAAAAUAUCCUCUGUGUGGCAGUCUUCAUGAUAAAGAUUCAUUCUUCCCACACAUUCAUUUAUUUAAGGUUAUAAAUAAAGCAGUAGGGUCCUGCUCACAAUGGCUUACAUUCUAAUUUAUGGGUUAUAUAUGAAACAACAUCUGUGAGCU